This is a messenger RNA of Monosiga brevicollis MX1, 3756 nucleotides long. RefSeq lists its product as uncharacterized. Gene Ontology annotation, molecular function: protein binding; zinc ion binding. Bases 1 to 3756 code for a protein of 1251 amino acids. The transcript is spliced from 6 exons. Lineage: Eukaryota; Choanoflagellata; Craspedida; Salpingoecidae. Gene Ontology annotation, biological process: Notch signaling pathway; ribosomal large subunit assembly. Gene Ontology annotation, cellular component: nucleolus. The record is from RefSeq and is a predicted model, not a curated record.
AUGGCACACAAGCGGUCCAUGUCCAUUGUGGCCCAGGUGCCAGAGACGCAGCAGCUGUUGUUUUCUAGUCCCGUACCAGCAGCCCUACGCUGCCCAUUGUGCGAGCGCGUGUUUCAAGAUCCGGUCAUCGCCAUCGACUGUGGGCACAGCUUUUGCCAGGAAUGCUUGAGCGAUGCGGCCGAUCAGGGCCUCUGCUGCCCACGGGAUGCCGACUCCAAGCUCGACGCGACGCGUGUCAUCCCCAAUAAAGCCAUUGCCGAUCAGAUUCGAGAACUUCAUGUCUAUUGCCCCAAUUGCGAGUGUGUCCCGGCCUCGCGCGAGGAAAUGGCCAAGUCCGACACACACAACCGGCUCAUUUACGACGCUGCGGGGCAGCCCGUGGGCAUGGUGGCCAACAGCGGGUGCACAUACUGCACCUCGGUGGCUGAGGUGCCUCAACAUCUUACCAACUGCGCAUUCAUGCCCGUGCCUUGCCCCAAUGCUGCCGAAUGUGGUCUCAUCCCCGCCCAUCGUCUCAACGCCCACAUCUCCAUCUGCCCACACACCCCUUGCCGUUACGCCGGUUUUGGCUGCACCUUUCGCAGUACGCCAGAAGAGGUGGCUCAACAUAGCAACCAGGCCUGUGAGUACGGCGACGAACCCCUAGCCCGCCAAGGCCGCCUCUUGCAAUCCCUGGUGGAGACAGCCGACCAGCUCACCGUCCUCGUUGAGAGUCUCCACGCCAAGGCCAUGGAUCUCGAAGCCCGACAAGAGGACUUGGCGCAAGGCAAGCCGCAUCCGCUUACCCUCAGUCGACGUCCCAGUGUCGGAGCCGGCGCGCGCGCGCGUGCACUGCCUCCCAAUCGCGCUGGCUGGGGUGCGGAGCAAUAUGAGCGGACAGGAGUUGGUCCCACGAACCACGAUGGUCCGGCUGUCGGCGAUGGCCGGCCGACCAUGCCGUUGUGGAUGCAGGAGGCGCAGGCCAAGUUUGGCCGGGCCGAUGCGGAUGACCUAUUGGACAGCUGGCACGAUGAUCGGUACCAUCGUAUCAGUGCUGUGCAUCGCCCCUCCGUUGAGGUCUCGAUGCACAAACAACACCUCAAACCACACAACCACGGCCUUGGGCGCGUCGCGUUGCCAAACGGCCAAGAACUGGAGCUGCCCUUCAACUACCAGUGUGACGGUACUCUAAGAGCUCACCUUGGCCCCGUUUGGUGUAUCGAGUGCUACGAAGAUCUCAUGUUCUCUGCCGGCAGCGACGAAACGGACAUUCAUGUCUGGGACCUCGCACCGCGUGAGCCCAAACGGCUUCGCCUCCUACAGGGUCACCAGGCCAUGGUGCAUAGCCUGCAUGUCCGGGAUAACCGGCUUUUUAGUGGCGAUGAAGCGCGUCUCGUACGGGUCUGGGACCUUGAGACCUUUGAGUGCCUCCUCUCCUUUGAGGCCUGCCGCCACAUUGUCAGCACUCUGGUAUCGGCACAGAACCUGCUUAUUGCCGGCUCCUACGCAAGCAUGGCUGUCUGGAACAUCGACUCCAAACGCCGGCACACCGUGGUCACACAGGGCUUGACCCACUGGAUUCGAGCCAUGUGUGUCACAGAGGACGAACGCUACCUCUUCACCGCCACCCACGAUCUGAUCAAGGCCUGGGAGGUGCCCGACUUCACAGAGGCCUGCAAGAUCAAGACAAACUACGGCAGCAUCCACUCAAUGACCCUUACACCGCGCCACAUCAUCAUCGGGACCUACAAUCGUCACAUUCACAUAUAUUCAAUCCGCGACCAGCAACAUGUGCUCGAGCUCAAGGGUCACCUUGGCACGGUGCACUCGCUGGCUGUUUCAAUUUCCGGGCGCUUCCUCUUUUCCGCUUCCCUAGAUCAAACCACAAAGGUGUGGGAUUUGGAAAAGCAAGGCUUGAUUAUCCAGUCCUUGAAUCGGCAUGAUGCAUCCGUCAAUGUUCUCAAGUGGUCUGGCAAUCGCCUCCUGACUGGGUCCGCCGAUUGCACCAUCAAGUUGUAUCACGCAUACCAAGGUCCGGCAGAAGUGGUGGACCGCAAGCAGGACGUGAAUGAAAUUGGCAACUUCCAGGCGUGCUGGGGUGGAGGCAAGCUUCCGGGCAUCCCGGUGGUCAUGACUGGCGGCAAGAGCGAGCCACCAGUUGAUUCGCAUCCUCUUAUGCACAGCCUCAACUCAAGCGACUCGCGUACUCCGGUCCCUUCCAUUGCUAGUAACGAGGCGCCGGCCACGAUUAGCAAUAUGACGACUCCGACGAGCACAGCCAACUUUGCUUUGGACCUGGGUCGUGGCGAUAUGCCUGGUUUGGAGGAUGGGCAAGGGUCUCGGCGUGCACUCGGCGCGACCGGUUCCCUUGAGCAUCGCAUGUUAGGCUCAUCAACUCCACCCACGCGCCUGUCAGCCCUGGCUCGUGGAGAACCGCGCGCCAUGUCACCCAGCUUCCGGCCAGUUGAUCUUCGGUCCACGCGUAGCGAACAGCCCUCGCAUCUCUCACUGGACUCUUCGUCUCUUGCUGCGGAAGAUGACACGGAGCUGGAGGGCUCGAGCCCCGGCUCCCACCGGCGCUGGCCAGUGAUUCGACCAGAUGGGACUCGUGACUCUCCACCAGUAGGCAUGGCAGGCCCCGCUACGGUAGGAUCGGAGGAAAACAUUGUCGACACGAUCGGGACGCCGUCAUCAACCACGGCGCGGAUCCGGCAUGUGGUACUCUUAGACCCGACCAGCCCGGAGGAAGCCACACUCGAGAAAAGUGCGGGGACCAAGGGUUCGCCCAUGACACCCGGCUUGCUUGAUGUCCAGGCCGUUCGCCAGCAUCGAUCCAAUUCACAGGAAACGGUGCAUACGGUGCGCUCGGACUCGAGUUACACGACGGCGGCAGCGGGCUCGACGGCCCAGCCCAAGUGGGUACUAAAAUCCAAAACUGCGUCAGCCCAUCGCAAAGGCUCGCCCACCCAUCGUCCCCCGCCGUUGAACCUGGCGGGCAUCUCUCACACGCGUGGACCAAGCUCAGCUACGCUUCCGGGCGGCCCCGAAACGCCACGCGCUGCGGGGCCGUUUGCGAUUGGCCCACAACCAACACAGGCCGGCAAUCUGGUGAUACCGGCCGGGGCAGGCCACACUCUGGACUCUGGGCACACGGGGUCCGGCUUUGCUCUACCGGUGCGGCCAAGUCCUUCGAAUGGCGCAGCUGUCUCGCCACAUCCGAUACUGCCUGCUGGCGCCAACGCGGUGCAAGCCAACGGGAACACCCCGUAUGCUUUUGGACCGAUCCAUAAUGGCUAUGUCAACGGUGGUGGUGGGUCCAGUUCCGAGGGCACGGAUACACGGUCAGACACACGCCCCGUGUCCAUGGUGUCCACGCGGUCAGAUCAGAGUGUGCGUCAAAUCUAUGUUGCCCCAGUGGGGCCACCACGGGCUCGGGGCAGCGGGAGCAUCGGUGGUGGUGGGGUGUAUGGGGACGAACCUCCUUCACCCGCCGCCAUGUCGCACACGGAUAGCGUGCGCAGCCUGGUGAUCUAUGAUGAGCCGACCAUGGCCAUGGACAGCUCCAUCUUCAACUACAAUUUUGGCAGUCCCAUGAGUCUACGGGACCAGCUCAAAUCCCUGCCCCGCGACCACAACGAGGCGCUGACGCCUUCUCCGACGGAGGAUGCUCCAGGCUCCCCCUUGUUUGUGAUGGGUGGGGCUCCGGAAGAGCCUCUCUCGCCAUCGGGCGUGCACUUUGACGUGGCUGACGUAGAUGAGUCCCACAGCAUGGUGUAG